Molecule: messenger RNA, 1312 nt
Organism: Daphnia carinata
Lineage: Eukaryota; Metazoa; Arthropoda; Branchiopoda; Diplostraca; Daphniidae
Product: GTPase Obg-like
Exons: 7
Coding region: 123-1292 (389 amino acids)
Cellular component (GO): mitochondrion
Molecular function (GO): GTP binding; magnesium ion binding; GTPase activity
Source: RefSeq, a predicted model, not a curated record
CAAGUUCCCGAGGUUCGACGUUCAUUUGUUUUUCAUGUGUUUUGUUUUGAUGUGUGUUAACCAUAAAAAGUUUAAUAAUAGUUACCUGUAUUAUAAAGUGCUCUAUUAAUCAACUAAAGAAUAUGAACUUUUUCAAGAGAUGUCUGCCUUUCUCUUGUACUGUAUUUAAAUUCACAGAGAAACAAUAUCAUGCUUUUAGAAGCAUGAGUAUGGUGGUAGCUGAUGUACCCAAGCCAAUUCCAAUCAGGAAAAACAAAUCACAGUCCAACAAAGUUAAACCCAUUGUAGACUUCCGUAGUAUCAAAGUUCUAGGUGGUAAAGGAGGUGAUGGCUGUAUUUCUCUUCGGAGACUUUGCAAAAAUCCUCUUGGUGGCCCAGAUGGAGGAGAUGGGGGCAAUGGUGGACAUGUCACAUUUAAAGCAACAAGUAACAAAACCUCAUUGGAACACAUAUCAUCAGUACUAAAGGCAGAAGAUGGUGAAAAGGGGAUCAAUAGGGACUGCCAUGGAAAAAAUGCAGAACAUCUUGUGGUUGAAGUACCAGUUGGUACCAUGUUCAAAAGCACGGGUGGUGAAAUUUUAGCUGACUUGAAUGAGGACGGAGCAAUAUUUAUUGCAGCAAGAGGAGGUGCUGGAGGAAAAGGAAAUCAUUACUUUGCAACUGAUGUUAAUCAGGCACCUGAAAUUGCAGAAUAUGGUGCUCCUGGUGAAGAACUGAACUAUACCAUAGAAAUACGAACGAUUGCCCAUGUUGGGCUGAUUGGCCUUCCAAAUGCUGGUAAAUCUACUUUCCUACGAGCCAUCUCCCGUGCGCGACCUAAGGUUGCUCCAUAUCCUUUCACUACGUUGCAACCACACGUUGGAGUUGUUAAGUACGAUGAUCUCCAACACGUGACUGUUGCAGAUAUUCCAGGCUUGAUUGCCGGAGCUCAUCGAAAUCGAGGCUUAGGAAUUGCGUUUCUACGUCAUAUUGAACGUUGUCUUUGUUUGUUGUAUGUUGUCGACACCUCAUUGCCUCAGCCGUGGCAGCAACUUGAGGUCCUCCGAUACGAACUAGGCCAAUACGAUAAAAAUCUUCUAGAAAGACCCUCUGGUGUUUUGGCUAAUAAAAUGGAUUUAGUCCAGUCGAAGGAGAACCUUAGCGAACUAGAGUUGUACGUCAACAAAAUUAAUCUACCUCUCUUUCCUGUUUCAGCACAAGACGGUGUUGGAAUUCUUCCGAUUCUACAUUAUGUUCGAAAAUUGUAUGACGUUUCUCGUAUGAAAGACGGGUCAGACGAAAACGUAGAAUAAAACUGAAGCUAGAAAAUAUC